UAAUAUGGUUAUGUUUUAGUUUUACGAUUCUCCAAACCUUCGAAGGUGUUUACAUUUUUACAGACGUUUCUGUUUCUAAAUUUCUUGAUUUGAAGAUGUUAAUUACAAUGAUCAACUAAGAGAAGAACCAAAAACCAUUGUUUUUACUAGAAGACAGUGAUAUAUUUGGUAAAAUGGAGGCAAAAGCAGAAACUGAAAGUUCGCAGGGCGUAGAAACAAAUAAGACUACAUUUAAGAAACCAAUUUUAAUAGGUAAAAUUGGACGUUUACCUAGAAAAAUGUUGACUUCUAAUACAGCUUCACCCAACACUACCGACAAAUGUGAAAUUAAAGUACAGAGUAGCGAACCUGCUUUAGAAACAAUUGAAAACUCUCUAAGUGAACAAUUAGUAGAUCCCGAGCAAAGUCCAGAGCCUACUUCAAAACCGUUAAAAUCGCCUGCCGAACAAUUAUGUGAAAAUGCCCAGGCACUUCCUUACAAAGAACCAUCUUGGUCUGGUUUACCGCAACAAUCAGACAAAGAUUAUACUUUUGAAGUUUUGAAAUCAGGUGUCAUAGUUGAACAAAUUAAUCUGAUGAAAAAACCAUUCUGGGUGUUUGGCAGAUCUGUUAAUUGCGACAUCUAUAUGGCUCAUCCUACAAUUUCCAGGUAUCAUGCCGUUUUACAAUAUAGGGCUGUAGCAACUGAAAAAGAUACUGCAGGAUUUUAUAUUUAUGAUUUAAAUAGCACCCAUGGCACCUUUCUAAAUAAAAGAAAACUGAAACCUAAAAUGUAUGCUCCAGUUAAAGUAAGUAUGUACAUAAUACAGCAUAAUCGUGUUGAAAGCAACGAAACAUGUUUUUAUGCUUUUUGUAACUAAAAAGAAAAUUUGAUGUUUGCUGGGAAAGUAGC
Messenger RNA from Photinus pyralis (common eastern firefly), 892 nucleotides. Its product is annotated as kanadaptin-like. Lineage: Eukaryota; Metazoa; Arthropoda; Insecta; Coleoptera; Lampyridae. Bases 174 to 860 code for a protein of 228 amino acids. The record is from RefSeq and is a predicted model, not a curated record. The transcript is spliced from 4 exons. Gene Ontology annotation, molecular function: protein binding; mRNA binding.